GUCGACAUCGACUCGAAUGAUAUUGCCAGUGUUUGGUUCUCUAUACCGUUAAAUCCUCGAAAGUAAUAGAACGUGACAAUGGAAGAUUCGUCUCUUUCAGUAGUACUCAGUGGUUACGGUGGGCUCGACAAAAUUCAGGUGCAGCAUCUUCCAUUCAACCGUAACCCCGAAGGUGGACAAGUGAUCGUGAAAGUGAAAUCAUGUGGGCUAAAUUUUGCUGAUAUUUAUACUAGACAAGGUCUUGUUCGCAAUGAGCCUGGGCCCCCAUUUAUUAUGGGAUUAGAGUGUUCUGGUGUUGUAGUUGGUGUUGGAUCAAAAGUUGAGAAUUUGAAGGAAGGGGACAGAGUUUUGAUUCAUACAGGAAAACCAGGUCUUCAAACAGAAUUUGUAUGUAUUGAAUCAUCUAGUUGUUUUGUAGUGCCAGAAUCCAUGUCCUUUGAUGAGGCAGCAGCUUUUCCAGUGAAUUAUCUAACGGCAUAUUUCUGCUUAUUUGACAUUGGGAACCUCCGCAGCAAUCAAACUGUUUUAAUACCUUCGGCAGCAGGUGGAGUUGGUUGGGCAGCAACACAGUUGGCCAAAAGCAUACCAAAUGUUCGCGUAGUUGGUUUGGCGUCCAGUAGCAAGCACGAAGCUAUUAGAGCAAAUGGCGUCGAUGUCACCAUAGAUUCGAAGGACCCUUGUUGGGAUGCGGCUGUUAAAGCGGCAUGUCCUCAAGGAGUAGAUAUUGCGCUUGAUUGCACAUCGGGCGAUAAUUUUCGGCGCACUCAACUGUUGGUAAAGGAUUUAGGAAGAGCUAUUCUCAUAGGUGCCAACGAUAUGAUUGCUGGAGAGACACUUAGUUUAUGGCGAAUUUUUAGAAGCUGGUGGUACUCAGCCACUAUAAAACCAAUUGAUCUAGUUCUCAAUAGCCGUGUCGUUGCCGGAUUUCACUUGACCCAUGUGAAAACUCGACUUCCUGAAAGAUAUCGAGAGGCUAUACUUCAUCUUUUCGAAUUGUAUGAGAAAAAAGUGAUCCGACCUCAAAUUGACUCUGUGUGGACUUUUAGUCAGAUUACUGAAGCUACAAAUAGACUUUCUCAACGGGAAAACAUCGGAAAAGUUAUAGUGACUCCUUAACCUCAUCUUUACUUUAGCGAACAUUUUUCGAUCUGAAACGACGCUAUCCACUUAUCAGGAAUGGGUUGGUAAAGUCUAUUGCCUUACAAAAACCAAUUUCAUGUUUUUUUUGUGGGCUAUUAAAAGGUUAAAGGUCCACUAUU
This is a messenger RNA of Daphnia carinata, 1259 nucleotides long. RefSeq names its product synaptic vesicle membrane protein VAT-1 homolog. Lineage: Eukaryota; Metazoa; Arthropoda; Branchiopoda; Diplostraca; Daphniidae. The transcript has 6 exons. Gene Ontology annotation, molecular function: zinc ion binding; oxidoreductase activity. The record is from RefSeq and is a predicted model, not a curated record. The coding region runs from base 79 to 1116 and encodes 345 amino acids.